UUCUUUCAGUUCCGUUACACAACCACAUUCGACAAGAUGUUGCUCUUAAUCGGUUCAACUGUCGCUAUGGGUACUGGUAUGGGACUUCCAAUGAUGGCUAUUAUCAUGGUAAGGCAUGAAUUCAGCGCGGAUUACGGAAAGAGUGGGCAGAGGUCUUUUCAACAGUUUGAACAUGACGUGAUCCAAAACUGUUUGAAAUACGUCUACCUCGGUUGUGGAAUAUUCGCGGCAGCAACGAUUCAGGCGACAUGUUUUCUGACUGUUGGAGAGAAUCUGGUGAAUCAGUUGAGGCGACAGUUCUUCAAGUCAAUUCUUCGCCAAGACAUUCCAUGGUUUGAUAAGAAUGGUUCAGGAACAUUAGCCACAAAAUUAUUUGACAAUCUCGAGCGAGUCAAGGAAGGAACCGGCGACAAAGUCGGUCUGAUGAUCCAGUAUGUGGCACAAUUCUUCGGCGGCUUCAUCGUGGCAUUCACCUAUGAUUGGAAACUCACGCUGAUUAUGAUGUCCCUGGCUCCAUUCAUGAUCAUGUGCGGAGCAUUCAUUGCUAGGUUGAUGGCCACUGCAGCGACUCGUGAAGCCAAAAAGUAUGCAGUGGCUGGAGGAAUAGCCGAAGAGGUGCUUACUUCGAUGAGAACUGUUAUGGCUUUCAACGGUCAGCCUUAUGAAUGCGAAAGGUACAAGCAGGCAUUGGAAGACGGUAAAUCUACCGGAAUAAAGAAAUCCUUGUAUGUUGGUAUUGGCUUCGCAAUUACAUUUCUGAUCUUGUUCUCUUCCUACUGCUUGGCAUUUUGGGUCGGCACGGAUUUCGUCUUCAACAAUCGAAUGCAAGGUGGAACUGUGAUGACGGUCUUUUUCGCCGUUAUGAUGGGCUCUAUGGCGCUUGGACAAGCUGGACCUCAGUUUGCUGUUCUCGGCACAGCUAUGGGUGCAGCCGGAUCUCUCUAUCAGAUCAUCGACAGAGUAAGGGCAGGUGCUUUCAUAGCUACAAUUUUAUUCGGUGUCUCGUUCGAAGCGAAUCCUGGAGAAACGAUAGCUUUGGUUGGUCCAAGUGGUUGCGGAAAAAGUACAAUAGUUCAAUUGUUGCUGCGAUAUUACAACCCUGAUGAUGGGAAGAUUACGAUAGAUGGUGUAGAAAUCGACAAGAUUAACAUCGAGUUCCUUCGAAAUUACGUCGGAGUCGUCUCACAAGAGCCGAUGCUUUUCAAUACAACGAUCGAACAGAACAUCCGCUACGGACGAGAGAAUGUCACCGACGCUGAAAUCACAGCUGCUCUACGUAAAGCAAACGCUUACAACUUUGUGCAAUCAUUUCCUGAUGGGAUCUACACGAAUGUCGGUGACCGUGGCACCCAGAUGUCCGGUGGUCAGAAGCAGCGUAUAGCCAUUGCUCGUGCGUUGGUCAGAGAUCCGAAAAUUCUCUUGCUGGACGAGGCCACUAGCGCUCUCGACGCCGAAAGUGAACAUGUCGUCCAGCUGGCUCUGGAGAACGCUUCCAAAGGAAGAACUACCAUCGUCGUUGCUCAUCGAUUGUCGACCAUUCGAAAUGCUGACAGAAUCAUUGCCAUUAAGGAUGGAGAGGUGGUGGAAGUCGGCACUCAUGACGAGCUUAUGGCCCGGAAAGGACUGUACCAUGAAUUGGUCAAUUCUCAGGUGUUCGUCGAUGUCGACGGGGGUAAGCUAAUCAAAAAAACGCUGCGAACAAUCCGAAGAAAGCCGAAAAGGACCUGGACCUUUAUCUUUUCAGAACUCGAAGAAGAAGGUGCUGUCAGAGCGAACCUCAUUAAAAUCUUUAGGUAUGCUCGACCCGAAUGGCCUUUUAUCACUAUUGCCGUUCUCUCCUCAGUCGUACAAGGAUGCGUUUUUCCAGCUUUCUCGUUAUUCUUCACACAAAUUAUCGACGUGUUUUCAAAACGACCGGGUGAUCCAUCGCUCAAAAGUGAUGGCCAUUUCUGGGCACUCAUGUUUCUUGUAUUGGGUAUUAUCCAAGGUAUCUCUAUGCUCCUACAGUGUUUCUUCUUUGGUAUGUCAGCCGAACGGCUCACAAUGCGGCUUCGUUCAAAGAUCUUCAACAAUGUGAUGAGAAUGGAUGCCACCUACUUCGACAUGCCUCGUCAUUCACCUGGCAAAAUCACUACCCGACUGGCCACGGAUGCACCGAACGUGAAAUCUGCUCUCGACUACCGUUUUGGUGCCGUUUUCAGUUCACUUGUUUCCGUGGGUUGUGGCAUUGGAAUUGCAUUCUAUUCUGGAUGGCAAAUGGCACUUUUGGCAAUUUCCAUCUUUCCUUUGGGUGCAGCUGGGCGAGCGAUUCAGAUGAGGUUCAUGUCUGGGCGUGCUACAGCCGACGCGAAGGAGAUGGAAAACAGUGGAAAGAUUGCUAUGGAAGCCAUCGAGCAUAUUCGAACGGUACAGGCAUUAACAUUGGAACGUCGGCUUCAUUCCGAAUUCUGUCAUCAUCUGGAUGGACCGCACACAACCAACAGACGGAAAGCUCUUAUUCAGGGUGUCUCAUACGGUUUCGCUUGCAGCAUCUUCUAUUUCUUGUACGCUUCAUGCUUCCGAUUCGGAGCAUGGCUUAUCGUCCACGGCUACCUUGGGCCGAUGAACGUCCUCAGGGUUGAGCUCGCAAUUUCUUUCACUGCUGGAAGCCUUGGUUUUGCCAGCUCAUAUUUCCCCGAGUACAUCAAAGCUACAUUUGCUGCCGGUCUCAUUUUUCAUAUGCUGGAAGAGAAGCCGCGUAUCGACGGCAUGAGCAGCAACGGUAAAAAACCGGAGAUCACUGGUGCCGUCAAACUGAAUCAAGUUUACUUCAACUAUCCCGAGCGACCAGAUGUGCCCAUACUUCAGGGACUCAAUAUCAGGGUGGAACCCGGCGAAACUCUAGCUUUGGUUGGACCAAGUGGUUGUGGGAAGUCUACCGUGAUAUCGCUACUUGAAAGGUUUUACGAUGCUUUGGACGGCUCUGUGGAAAUCGAUGGUAACGACUUACGCGAAAUGAAUCCUACCCACCUACGUGCCCAUAUUGCGCUAGUAUCGCAGGAGCCAAUCCUAUUUGACAGAUCCAUCCGGGACAACAUCCUCUAUGGCCUGCCACCAGGUUCUGUCAGUGAAGCUGAAGUGCAUGAAGUCGCACAACGUGCUAACAUCCACAAAUUUGUAAUGGAAUUGCCUGAGGGCUACAACACACGUGCGGGAGAAAAAGGUGUUCAGUUGUCUGGUGGGCAGAAACAACGUAUUGCCAUCGCACGUGCUCUCAUCAGAAAUCCGAAAAUUUUAUUACUCGACGAGGCUACCAGUGCUCUCGAUACCGAAAGCGAAAAGGUUGUGCAAGAGGCCCUCGACAAGGCAUCAGAAGGCCGCACCUGUAUCGUUGUGGCACAUCGGCUGUCAACCGUCGUCAACGCCAAUUGCAUAAUGGUAGUCCAAGGAGGAAAAAUUGUUGAAAGAGGAACACACAACGAACUAAUGCAAGCAAAAGGUGUGUAUUGGGAGCUCACACAAAAGCAGACGACGGCAAAAGAAUAA
Messenger RNA from Haemonchus placei, 3525 nucleotides. The record is from the annotation of a GenBank genome assembly. Lineage: Eukaryota; Metazoa; Nematoda; Chromadorea; Rhabditida; Trichostrongylidae.